AUGGCGCCCCAUGCAGAGAUAAAACCUCAAGACAUCACCGAAAGGGCGCGUAGAGAUCUGCUCCAACUGCUCGAAGGCGUACCUGGCAAGAAGAACCUUGUAAUUGAAAAGUCUCUUGCUGGUCCAAUUGGCUUGCUCGUCAAGUUCAGCACUUUACAGGAGUAUGGAGUCGACAAGGUCUUCUACGUAGAGAACCGCAAUGUCGACGAAUCUCAACGCAACAUCGUCUUUCUCGCUAGAGGCGAGAAGCCAAAAGAUGUUCAACUCAUAGCUGAACAGAUUGGUCAAACUCGUCAAGAAAGCAAAACCGAUCAUGAAUUCUCCGUCUUUUGGGUGCCCAGGCGAACCCUCGUCAGUGAUAGAAUUCUCGAAGAGAAUGGUGUACUUGGAGAGGUGACCAUCGGCGAGUGUCCACUUUUCCUGAUCCCACUGGAGUCUGAUCUGCUAUCGCUCGAGCUUGAAGAUGCAUUCAGUGACUUGUAUCUGCGCAAGGAUCCUACAUCGAUCUUCCUCACUGCAAAAGCAUUGAUGCGCCUACAAAAAUCUACUGGCCUCUUCCCACGUAUCUUGGGAAAAGGUGAUAAUGCAAAGAAACUCGCAGAUCUGCUGAUUCGUAUGCGUUCCGAAGAGGAAGUCAGCGCUUCCUCUGCCACUACCAAAUCGCCGUCAACCUUUGGGCUGACACCGAGCGCGGUCGUGGAAAAUGUUGUUAUUAUCGACCGUGAAGUUGACUUCUUCACACCACUCAUGACCCAACUAACAUACGAGGGCUUGAUCGAUGAGGUCUUCGGUGUCCGCCACAAUCAGACCGAAGUGGACACGUCCAUUGUCGGCGCAGCACCUCAAGCACAAAAACCACAAGGAGCAGCGGCAGCAGCAGGCAACUCUACACAAGCGGCUACGAAACGUAGGAUUCAACUUGACAGCUCAGACAAACUGUACCCUCAACUACGUGACUGCAACUUUGCCGUCGUGGGACCUUUGCUCAACAGAACCGCUCGUCGCCUCCAAGCAGACUACGAAUCACGACACAAAGCCGAUCAAUCAAUUUCCGACCUCAAGACGUUCGUCGCAAAACUGCCAUCCUACCAAGCCGAGCAAGCUUCCCUGAAAAUCCACACCUCCAUGGCCGAAGAAAUCAUGAAGACCACCCGCAGCGAGAUUUUCGGUCGUGUCCUCGAAGUUCAGCAGAACUUUGCAGCUGGAGCUGACCCCAACAGCAUGAACGACAAUCUCGAAGAACUCAUCGCUAGAGACAUUCCUCUGUCUACUAUCCUACGCCUCUUAUCUCUGGAAUCGUGUGUUGGUGGCGGUAUCCGUCCCCGCGAGCUCGAAAACCUCAAACGACAGAUCAUGUAUGCCUAUGGCCACCAACACCUCCUCACCUUCGCCGCUCUCGAGAAAAUGGGCUUGGUGGUUCAGAGACAGACUAACACUGGCUACCUCAACCCUAUGGGCGGUGUCAAUUCUGGAAACACAGAUUACAACUCUGUGCGCAAAACUUUGAAAUUAUUUGUUGAUGAGGUGGACGAGCAGGAUCCUACGGAUAUCUCGUAUGUGUUUUCUGGCUAUGCACCAUUGAGUGUGAGGUUAGUGCAGUGUGUGCUUCAGAAGCAGAUGUUGGCUAGACUUUCCAACCCGAGGUCUUCGAGCACACCUAAUGUCAAUGGCGCAACUGCCAAUGCCACACCAACCACGCAAGCAUCUGGAUGGAAAGGCUUUGAGGAUGUGCUGGCGAGGAUCAAGGGUGCUACUGUGGAUGAAGUGCAGAAGGGCUCCAAUGCAGAGGCCUCGCAGGCAAGACAAACGCUUAGAGGCGGUGCUGGUGGUGGCUGCAAGACUACGAUUGUGGUGUUCUUGGGUGGAGUCACGUUUGCUGAGGUUGCAGCGCUCAGAUUCAUGGGCGAGCAAUUGGGAGAGAAGAAGAAGAUUGUUAUUAUGACUACGGGUAUGUUGUCUGGUAAUGCUGCUGUUGAGGCCGCUAUGGAGAAGAGGGCUUGGGGUCGCAAGUAG
Molecule: messenger RNA, 2013 nt
Organism: Aureobasidium melanogenum CBS 110374
Lineage: Eukaryota; Fungi; Ascomycota; Dothideomycetes; Dothideales; Saccotheciaceae
Product: Sec1-like protein
Exons: 4
Coding region: 1-2013 (670 amino acids)
Biological process (GO): intracellular protein transport; vesicle-mediated transport
Cellular component (GO): fungal-type vacuole; CORVET complex
Source: RefSeq, a predicted model, not a curated record